UCCACAUCAACUUUAACACCGCUUCAGACAAUUUGGCAGUGCCAAGGUCGCAUCCCAGCUGCAAAAUCAGAGCAUAUGCAGUGAUGGUGACAGUGACAGUCUGGACGAAGUAGAGAUAGAGUUACGGGAGCAUACAGAAAACCUAGUCGAAAAUGUUGUUGGCAAGGGUCUUAACUCUGCACCAAUAGGACAGAUGUAUCACAAUGAACAGUAUGGUGGUGUACCUAAUAUCAAUGAUCCCAUGCAAAGUCAUGUGCUUGUGAGGAAAGUCAUUCACCAGAUUGUCGACGAGGUGUCUAGCUUAUCAGUAUUCGAGGAUAGGGAAGUCUGUGAUGAGAACUCAGCAAAUGCACUGCAGGUAUAUGAGGACUUGUUAGCAUCUGCUAUCAUCAAUAAGGUUGUCUAUGACUAUCAGCUGCAGCAAGCAGAGAAAGUUCAUGAAGAUAAGCGCAUGGAACAGUUGCAAACUACUAAUGUCACUGAGGAAGUUGGCAGAGAUCUGGGCAAGAGGUCAUCUCAUUCCAUUGCUCUUGGUGAAAGUACGUCAAUGCAGAAUGGUAGCUUAGUAGAGCGCACGAGGGAUGACUUCAUGAUUGCAUCACUGGAUAAUGAGGAUGAAGUGGAUUCACACUGGGAGGGGCUCGAUCACCUCCAGUAUCAUAAGGUUAAAUUGCCCACAAUAACACUUGGGUUAGACGAUCAGGAAGCUAUAGAAAACUGGUACUUUAAGAAUGAGCAGAAUCUUCUCACUUCAUACACGACAAGAAAAGGCAUGGAGUACAAAGUUGCACGAGACCUGGAGGAGUCGGUGUACAUGUAUGUCCCUGAACAGAUGGACAUAGUGAAGCCAAGAAUUGGAGACAGGGACGUUGAUGAGAUCAUUGAGCUGGCAGAAGCGGAUGCGAUAGAAUCAACUUUUGAUUUUGAUAUAAAAGCCUCACAGGAGUUUCAUGAGAACAACAUUGUUAAUUUUGAGCACUGGCGGCAGGACCGCACAGCAGUGAGAAGACAAGAUAAAGACCAUCUGCUACUUGACACUUAUGGUGGAGUAUUUGGGGAAUAUCAUGAUGAUGUCGACUACAUGCGCGCAGAAAUGGCUGCUCAGCGCGCCAUGCAAGCAGAAGAAACAAACCGUUCCUUGGAUGUUACGUAUGCCAGCUUGCCACGAGAGAUAAGCAAAGAAUCGCUGGAGACAAGUACAGUGCACUCAGAAGACUCAAGACGACUUUCUGUCAGUUCAUCUCUGUUCACCGACAUGCUUGAGGAUGGCAGCUUCUCUAAACAGCCAACAACAGACCCUGCAUUUAGAAUGAAGCCACGAGACUGCUUGAUAAAGGUGGGGGAGCCAGUCCGAUUCAAGACCAGAGUGAAAGGAACACAGCCUAUAGAUGUGUUUUGGUACCGAGUAAGCGAGGAAGGGACGAAAGAAUUGGACGGCGAACAAUAUCACACAUACUGCGAUGAAGGCGUGCACUAUCUGGAGAUAUAUGACACAAGUUCUAAGGAUGCUGGCGAAUAUAUGUGUGUGGCUGUCAAUGAAAUGGGGGAGUGCAGCAAAUUCUUCAUGCUAAACAUCAGAGAGAGCGAUGAGCAGGAGCAGGCACCGCAAUUCAAAUUGAAGUUGCGCAACCAGAAAGUUACUGAGGGUGGCCCGGCUGAGUUCAUGUGCAUUGUGACGGGAUAUCCUAUACCCUCACUUAACUUCUAUAGGAAUGGCAAGAGAAUAGCAAACUGUGAUCGCUACACAAUUGAGAGUCUCGGAGGAGGGGAGUGGACACUUGUCAUCCACCCAACGACCUUGAUUGACAAUGCUAUGUUUAUGGCUGUGACGAAGAACCGACUAGGGAAAGAGGAGUGCUCUGCGAACCUAACCGUGGUCUCCAAAGGAAAGAAAAGUGCUUCAUUGAUAGACCUCUCCUCUAGGCUGGCUGAUAUUGAAUUCAGGCAGCUGAAUCGAUCAGGAUCUGAGAUGACUGUGUCUAGUAAGGAACAAGGUCUAAAAGUACCACCUAGAAAUAAGAAGAAGCUGGUGUCACCAUCAGAAAUUCCUAUACACAAUGAGCUGCAGAAAUACUAUGAUGAGAUGAAGGCAGAGAGGGAGAGGCAGGAACACGAGGCAUAUGAGCCGGCCAGGCAUAAGUCUACAUAUAACAUAAACAUAGAUAAUCUACCACCACCUGACCCUGAGGAGGACGAGAGUGUGACGCGAGAGCGUGUGACGCGAAUCAUUGAAGAGAGGACCCGCAGAGAGAUGCUGAAGCUCACUGCUGGCAAGAUGAAACCUGUGCCGCAGCCAGAGAGACCAUGGCCAAAGGUGGAGCUGAAAAGAGAGAGGCCGCCUCCAAUGACUAGAACGCAGGAUGAUCGACGCGUUCCAUAUCAGGAGUUUGAGAAGAUAUUCUAUGGUGGGGAAGAAAACGUACCACACCCCCUGGUUGGGGAUCAUGUCGGUGAGACUCCUUAUGACAUCUACAUAACUGAAGGAGAAGCUCGCAUCGACUGUGGCCUGAAGAGCAUCAAACAGGAGCAGUACUUGAGAGACUACUACGUGCAGGGUUUGAAAAAACAGCAGCAUAAACCGGCUGAGAAGCCAUCAACUAGCGGAGAUAUGAUUGUAAAGAAUGUGAAUGUACCAGUAAAACCACCUGAAACAGAAAAAGACAUCAGCAUAAUUGUGAAGAAAGAGAAAGUAAAUAAGAAGGAUGUUGACGUAACUGUAAAGAAACAGCCAGCUGCAGAGACCGACGUAAAUGUCACUGUGAAGAAACAACUCACAGUUAAAGAAGACCUCAACAUCGUAGUAUCGAAACAACCCAUAAUCAAAAAGGAUGUAAACAUAACUGUGACGAAAAAGCCAGCUACCGAGAAAGAUGUUAGCGUAAUGGUGAAGAAACAACCUAGGGUUGAAAAGGAUGUCAACGUCACAAUAAAGAAACAGGCAGUGACUGAAAUGGUGAAGCUUGUAAAUGCUCCGAAAAUCUAUAAACCAGAACCUCCAGAUGAUCCGAAGGUUGUUAUAGCAGAGCAGAAGAAACCACCAGCUGACACAGAGAUUCAGGUUCAGACACCUCGAGUGGCUGCACCCGUCACUAAACCAGCUUCAGAUGUCAACCUGGAAGUUACCCUUCAGCCGCACAUAGACAAGAGCAUGAAUGCAAACGCUGAAGUAAAAAUACAAAGUCCCAAAGUAAAGCAGCAUGCAAGCGAGUUUAAUGUUAAAGUGCACAAGGAUCUCAAUGUUCCGAAACCCAGCUCUGAUGUCAAAGUUCAAACACCGAAAGUUCACCAUGAUGCUGAUGUUGUUGACGUCAACCUGGAAGUUAUCCUUAAGCCGCACAUAGACAAGAGCAUGAACGCAAACGCUGAAGUAAAAAUACAAAGUCCCAAAGUAAAGCAGCAUGCAAGCGAGUUUAAUGUUAAAGUGCACAAGGAUCUCAAGAUUUCCGAAACCCAGCUCUGA
Molecule: messenger RNA, 3460 nt
Organism: Priapulus caudatus
Lineage: Eukaryota; Metazoa; Priapulida; Priapulimorpha; Priapulimorphida; Priapulidae
Product: titin-like
Exons: 21
Coding region: 194-3460 (1088 amino acids)
Source: RefSeq, a predicted model, not a curated record